Messenger RNA from Carica papaya (papaya), 1246 nucleotides. Its product is annotated as Transport protein particle (TRAPP) component. The record is from RefSeq and is a predicted model, not a curated record. Lineage: Eukaryota; Viridiplantae; Streptophyta; Magnoliopsida; Brassicales; Caricaceae. Gene Ontology annotation, cellular component: TRAPPIII protein complex; TRAPPI protein complex; TRAPPII protein complex. Gene Ontology annotation, biological process: endoplasmic reticulum to Golgi vesicle-mediated transport.
UUGGGCUUCAGAAUUUCCCUAAACGAACUUCAUUCGAUUUGAUCAAUCGACAGAGAAACAGGGAGAAAGUAGAGAGGAAAGUAUGAUCGGAGUAGGGAAGAUUAAGCAAUACUCUAACGUCCUCGACAAGCCGCUCAGCAAGGGUAAACAAGAGGUCAGUUUGAGUGCCUUUGCGUUCUUGUUCUCGGAGCUUGUGCAGUACAAUCAGACACAGGUUGACAACAUUGCUGAACUUGAAAGAAGGCUGGAGGAUGCAGGGUAUGCUGUUGGGGCCCGAGUUCUGGAACUUCUUUGCCACAGGGAGAAGGGAAACAGAAGGGAGACUCGAUUGUUGGGUAUUUUGUCUUUUGUACACAGCACCGUGUGGAAGGUUCUUUUUGGAAAGGCAGCUGAUUCACUUGAGAAAGGAACUGAACAUGAAGAUGAAUACAUGAUUAGUGAGAAGGAGCUCCUUGUAAACAGAUUUAUUUCAAUUCCGAAAGAUAUGGGGACAUUUAAUUGUGGAGCAUUUGUUGCUGGAAUAGUUAGGGGAGUUUUGGAUGGUGCAGGUUUUCCAGCAGUUGUAACCGCCCACUUUGUGCCAAUGGAAGGACAACAACGACCCCGCACUACCAUUUUGAUAAAGUUUGCUGAAGAGGUGUUACGAAGAGAAGCCAGGUUAGGUUGAUAUUAAAUCAUAGUGUGUUGUGCAACGACAUGACUGACAAUUGUCGCACAUCGGAAAACAAAUCCAAGUUCCUACCUGGCAGCCGCGGACGAAUUUGAACUCAUUUUAACUAAAUGGCAAGCUCUGGUGCACUUGAAUCUUCCAUCAACUAUAUUUGUUGAAUAUAAUGGUUAUUACUUUUCGUUGUUCGUUUAUCUAAAAACAAAAUCUUAUCACCGUCCCUCAGUUGUUUGGCUUUAGCAUUACCACGAACUUGAGAACUAGUAUUCCAUGAAAGAUAUUAGUUAAAUUUGUGUUUUAAGAGAACAUCACACCAGUUAGAGUCAAGUCUUUUCUCUCAUUGUCCGUCAAAAUUCUGGCUUGAUAUAAACUCGAAAUAGUGUUCCAUCCGGAAGAUCGGUUGAAAAUUAUGUUCAACGUGCUAAUGAGAUUCUGUCUUUCGAAAAAACCUGCCAAUGAUUUCUUAGAUCGGGAGUAAGCAGUGUCGCGGAACAGACACUUGCAGGAUUUUGAUUCAUAUUUCUGUAAACCUAAGGUGGAAAUUUUUGUUUUGUUAUUUGAAGAAGGCAUUGGACUGUC